Molecule: messenger RNA, 339 nt
Organism: Acanthoscelides obtectus
Lineage: Eukaryota; Metazoa; Arthropoda; Insecta; Coleoptera; Chrysomelidae
Source: the annotation of a GenBank genome assembly
GCAACGUUGUGAGCGCGCAUUGCCCCCUCUAUUCCUGAUAAAGAGAUUCUUUUGUUUUCGUUUGUACUUCAAAGUGCGCACGGCACAUUUGCGCACCGCGAUCCAAUGUGAAAUUGUAAAUUCCCACAUCUCGAGUGACGACUUUUAAGCAUUAUCAAAUCGUUUAUUCGUGAUUUCGCUGGCGAGAUACCAGGGAUCAUGAGGGCUAUCGUCUGUAUCAGCGUGUUGUUUUUUGCAACUGUGGCCUUCGCCGCAGAAGAUUACUGCUACAAAGAUGUUGUUGAGGUCUGCAAAACUACGACCAAAAAAUGUAAGUACGCAUUUGGCUGCUAUUGAUAU